CAGCGUUCCUGUGUUGCUGUGUUGCGCCCUGUGUUGGAGUCCGCGUUGCCAAGGAGAAGGUUGUAUACACCUUCUCGGAACAGAAAUAACACCAACAUUAUGGAAGGCUAGGUGGAAGUGGCUGUCACCAUUUUUGUGUUCACUUCACACAAAACGUUGCUAUUUUAAUUCCAGACGGCGGAAAUAAUUGGGGUCAGCAUAUGACAUGGUACCAAGUUGGAGACUGCAGACAUAGUUGACUUGUGAACAAAAGAAAUGAGCCGGUCGUCAGGUGAAUUUAAACGACCCACAGCUGAAGCCUAAGAACCACCAGAGACCCAAACGCAGUUGGAGGAGAGAGGGCUGGUCUCCCUCUCAUAUGACGCCUGAAGGAUGAACCGGUACACCACACUGAAGCAAUUAGGAGAUGGCACCUACGGCAGUGUGCUCAUGGGGAAAAGCAACGAGUCAGGAGAGCUGGUGGCCAUUAAGAGAAUGAAGAGGAAGUUCUAUUCCUGGGAGGAGUGCAUGAAUUUGAGAGAAGUCAAGUCACUAAAGAAACUGAAUCAUGCCAACGUUGUGAAAUUAAAGGAGGUCAUUCGGGAGAAUGACCACUUGUACUUCGUCUUUGAGUACAUGAAGGAGAAUCUCUAUCAGCUAAUGAAAGACAGAGAAAAUAAGAUGUUCACUGAAAAUGAAAUCAGGAACAUCAUGUUUCAGGUGAUCUCUGGCUUAGCUUUUGUGCACAAACAUGGGUUUUUCCAUCGGGAUAUGAAGCCUGAAAACCUGCUUUGCAUGGGCCCAGAGCUGGUGAAAAUAGCAGACUUUGGACUGGCAAGGGAGAUUCGAUCCCGCCCCCCAUACACAGACUAUGUGUCCACAAGAUGGUACCGCGCUCCUGAGGUCCUCCUCAGGUCCUCCGUGUACAGCUCCCCCAUAGACCUCUGGGCUGUAGGCUGCAUCAUGGCCGAGCUCUACACCCUCAGGCCCUUGUUCCCUGGCAACAGUGAGGUGGACGAGAUCUUCAAGAUCUGCCAGGUCCUUGGCACGGUGAAGAAGUCUGAUUGGCCAGAGGGAUACCAGCUUGCUUCUGCGAUGAACUUCCGCUUCCCACAGUGUGUCCCAACACCUUUAAAAACCCUCAUUCCCAACGCCAGCAAUGAGGCCAUAGCCCUAAUGAAAGACCUGCUCCAGUGGGACCCUAAGAAGAGACCCACGGCCGUACAGGUGCUACGAUAUCCCUACUUUCAAGUGGGGCAAUUGCUGGGCCCCCGACCGCUGAGUUCAGAUCUCAGAAAGGCCCAAGCAAAGUCAUCACAGCCUACAGAUCCAAAACCAGCGCUCCACUCUGCCUCAGAACCAGUGCUAAAGUCCUCAACCAAGCUGUCCGGGAGGAAUGCCCACCAGCCUCUUCAGCCUCUACCUCAGAAUGUCCCUCAGGCAGAGCACCAUGCUGAUCCCCUCAAACAGGAGCGGCCACACGGACUCCCAAAGAAGUCUUCUCUUCCAGGGAACGAGAACACCAUGGCGGGUGUGAAGAGUGGACGUAGGCGGUGGGGUCAGAACAUGUCAAAACCGUCGGACAGCUGGGAUGAGUCAGACCGCUCGGACUCCGUGUCCAGCUCCAAGAAGCCCAGCAUAGGCCCUGAGGAGGAGAAGACCAACAAGGACUCCAGCGCUCCGUCCAAAGAACAUAAAGCGCUGUACACCUUCAGCACUGUGACAAAGUUGCCGAGCAACAUUAAAGUGAACCAGUCAGAUUUGGGUGUCCAGAAUUCAUCCUCAGCCAGACAGCAUUACCUGCGCCAGUCACGAUAUCUUCCAGGCUUGAUUAGCAAGAACACAUCUUCGGUGAGCGACAAAGACACAUGCAAAGACCCACAGGACAGCACCAUGAAUCUACUGAACAACCCACUCGCUCCCAUUGGCGCCGGAUCAUCCAUUACCCGAGUCAACGCAGAAGAGGGUGCUUCUAAAUCGUCUGAUAAACCAAAAGAAAAAACACUUGAGAGAAUUGAGCAACCGAAAGGCAACUUCAUCAGCACGACGUACAACCUCUCCGGAGGUUACAUCCCGUCCUUCCAGAAGAGGGAGGUUGGCUCUGUGGGUCAGAGGAUCCAGCUCGCUCCCAUAGGAGGGCAGCACGCACUUGAUCUUUCUGCUGCUCCUGAUAGUAAAACUGGCAAAACAAAACCUUCCAAGCCCAAGCCAAUCUCCAGCACGUCUAUUACUGAGAGCAAUGAAGAUUAUGAAGGGUGGAAGAAGAGAAUGGAGCGAUCGCAGCUGAAAGGCAGCAGCUACUCAGCUCUGGGGAAGACCUCGGGGAACCUGCUCACGCGAGCGCCGCCCGUUCAGCCUGUCCACGGCAGAGUCGACUGGGCGGCCAAGUAUGGAACCCACCGGUAGCAUGUCUCCAAGGAUCUCCACCCUUAUCCCAAGCAUUUGUAUAUUCCUGUACAGUAGGCCUUAGUGGACUUUGGAAAAACCUUCAUUGAGAGCCUCCAAGAACUUUUGUUGCAAAGUGCUACAAAUAGCAGUCUGUUUACUGCAUCCACUUGAAGAUACAAAUGGAAAUUUGGCUCUGCCUUCACUGAGUGAUGGCAGGGUCCUUUAUAACUGUUGCAUAAUAUACAAAUAUAGUCCAUAUUAUAGAAACUGUAUUAAAACAAUCAUAGGAUUUUGGUUAUUGAUACAGUCAA
This is a messenger RNA of Clupea harengus (Atlantic herring), 2678 nucleotides long. RefSeq names its product male germ cell-associated kinase (gene mak). Gene Ontology annotation, molecular function: ATP binding; protein kinase activity. The record is from RefSeq and is a predicted model, not a curated record. Gene Ontology annotation, biological process: protein phosphorylation. Lineage: Eukaryota; Metazoa; Chordata; Actinopteri; Clupeiformes; Clupeidae.